Electrophorus electricus (electric eel) is the source of this 436-nucleotide messenger RNA. NCBI's taxonomy places the organism in Eukaryota, Metazoa, Chordata, Actinopteri, Gymnotiformes, Gymnotidae. The record is from RefSeq and is a predicted model, not a curated record.
UGGGAGAGCUUAUAAGAGUAAAAGAAGUUAUCUGUGAGUCAAAUAGCUAGAAAACCAGAGCUCAGAGACAAGAGUCUGCAUUCAUACUACACUGCAUCCAAAUUCAAGAAUAAUGAGGACCCUGCUUGUGACUCUGGUUCUUGCCAUGCUGGUGAUGAGUGCCUCUACCCUGAAGUGUUACACAUGUAUUCGUUUCCCUGGUGAUGCAUGUUCCAAUUUCACUGAAGAAUGCCCCUCUGAAAAAAAUGCUUGCAUCAACGGUGUUCUUACCAGAUAUCCCUUCGACAUUAUCAGGAGAUGUAUCAGAAUGAGUGACUGCAUGCUUUUGAUGAAGACUCCUGGCAUCAAUGCCGUAUGCUGCCAGUCAGACCACUGCAAUUAAGCCACAAGGGGUGAACCUUGCUUGUCAGUAAUAAAGAUGUGCUCAUGAAUGCAA